Messenger RNA from Penicillium canariense, 1485 nucleotides. Its product is annotated as Zn(II)2Cys6 transcription factor domain-containing protein. Gene Ontology annotation, molecular function: zinc ion binding; DNA-binding transcription factor activity, RNA polymerase II-specific. Lineage: Eukaryota; Fungi; Ascomycota; Eurotiomycetes; Eurotiales; Aspergillaceae. The coding region runs from base 1 to 1485 and encodes 494 amino acids. Gene Ontology annotation, biological process: regulation of DNA-templated transcription. The transcript is spliced from 3 exons. The record is from RefSeq and is a predicted model, not a curated record.
AUGCAUCGAAGAGUGGGCAGACCAAAAUCCAAGACCGGAUGCAUUACUUGCAAAAUCCGCCAUGUUAAAUGUGACGAGGAGAAGCCGGAAUGCAAUCGAUGCGCCCGUUCCGGCCGCAAGUGCGAUGGCUACAACGACUCCUCGCAGAGGCAGCUCCACGAAGAACUGGACAAGGGUUCCCGUCAACCAUGGAGUGUCCGCUCAGAUCGCUUAGUACUAGUCCCCGGCUCACGAAAAGAGCGUCAAUAUGUACACGUCUUCUGUACACAGGCCACCCGUACACUAUCGGGCUUCUUCCCAUCCGAUUUCUGGACUCGCUUUCUUCCCCAACUCAGCCAUCGAUACCCCACAAUACGGCAUGCGGUCUCUGCGGUCGGCGCUGUCUAUGAGCGACAGUUGCUUCCCGCCAACGCGGACUCGACUGCGUUUCCUCGAGGAGACGAGGGCACCACAGACAGGGGGGUCGACUUGACGUUGGUGACCUGCUUGUUAUUUGUUUGCCUCGAGACACUCCGAUCUCAGAACCCACGAGCCUUAGAUCACAUCCAGAGCGGCGUCCAGAUCGUGGCCGGGCGGUUGCGGGAGAAGAGAUCGGUGAACAAUGAGUUUGAUCGGGAGCUCUUACAUUGGUUCUCUCGACUCAACAUCCAGACGUGCUUCUGGGGACGAGGCAUUCUGCCCCUGGAUAUUUGCCCGGAAAAGUCGACUAUGGCGCCCGGGAAGAUGCUGGUCUUCGACAAUAUCUCACAGGCGCGAGAAAGUUUGACCGACCUCCAAAGCCGGACUUUGAUCUUUAUUCGGUUCGUCGGAAGUAAAAGCGGGAUCACAUACCAGGAUGUCGAUGACCAGCAGAGACAGGCGCAGCAAGCUUUGGAGGCAGAAUAUCAUACAUGGCGCGCAGGUUUUGAUCGGCUUCAGAAGAGAUCUGCGAAACGCGCGGGCAUUCCCGAUCCACGCGCUCCGCUAGUGCUCCUAGUCGAAUACCAUACCUCCAUCGUCUGGGUCCUCAAUUGCAUUUCCCAAGAAGAGUCCAACUUCGACAAAUACUAUUCCAACUUUGAAGAAAUUGUCGCGUUAGCCGACAAGAUCAUCGACUGCGGCCCGGGGUGGGAAUCGAAGCCUGCGGCGGAGCAAUUGUCUCUGGAUGCAGGCGUGUUGGCCCACCUCUACUGGACCGCCCAGAAAUGCCGCCAUCCUCUGAUCCGGCGAAGAGCCAUCCAGGUUCUGGCGCGGUGUCCCGCAAGACAAGGAAUGUGGUUACGACCGUUAAUGGUGCAGGUGGCAUCCAAGAUCGUGGAGAUGGAAGAAGCGCCGCUUGUAUGCUUGCCGGUGGAAGAGAGAAUCGUCGAGGAGCAGCAUCGUGUCUACGAGACAUUAAUUUACCCGGAUGACUCCCAGAAGAAUCCGUGCCCGGUUCAUUUCUUGUUCAAGCCGCACGGAGUGACUGGGGGGUUCGAGAGCCGCUGGGCAGAUGUGGCGUGGUGA